This is a messenger RNA of Octopus bimaculoides (California two-spot octopus), 3147 nucleotides long. RefSeq lists its product as uncharacterized. Gene Ontology annotation, biological process: protein folding. Gene Ontology annotation, molecular function: ATP binding; ATP hydrolysis activity; ATP-dependent protein folding chaperone. NCBI's taxonomy places the organism in Eukaryota, Metazoa, Mollusca, Cephalopoda, Octopoda, Octopodidae. The record is from RefSeq and is a predicted model, not a curated record.
AUCCCAGAUUAUCUUGAUGAUGAUGAUGAUGGUGAUGGUAUUCCUGACCACCUAGAGGGAGACAGUGAUGGUGAUGGUAUCCCAGACUACAAGGAAGAUGCUGAUGGUGAUGGUAUCCCAGAUCAUCUCGAUAAUGAUGAUGAUGGUGAUGGUAUCCCUGACCAUCUUGAGGGAGACAGUGAUGGUGAUGGUAUCCCAGACUACAAGGAAGAUGCUGAUGGUGAUGGUAUCCCAGAUUAUCUUGACGAUGAUGAUGAUGGUGAUGGUAUCCCUGACCACCUUGAAGGGGACAGUGAUGGUGAUGGUAUCCCAGAUUACAAGGAAGAUGCUGAUGGUGAUGGUAUCCCAGAUCAUCUUGAUGAUGAUGACGAUGGUGAUGGUAUCCCAGAUCAUUUGGUAUUGGACAGUGAUGGCGAUGGUAUUCCAGAUUAUUUGAAGGACACUGAUGGUGAUGGUAUACCUGAUUAUAUUGAUGAAGAUGAUGACAAUGAUGGUAUUCCAGAUACUUUAGAUGAUGAUAAAGAUGGUGAUGGUAUCAUUGAUUUUGCAGACCCUGAUUCAGAUGGUGAUGGUUUUCCAGAUGCCCAAGAAAUUGAUAAUGUUGAUGUAAACUUAGAUACUGACGGUGAUGGCAUUCCAGAUUAUCUUGAUGAUGAUGAUGAUGGUGAUGGUAUCCCCGAUGCUGAUGAAGAGUCUGAUGGUGAUGGUGAUGGUAUACCUGACUAUUUAGAUGCCGAUAGUGAUGGGGAUGGUAUCCCUGAUAAUUUAGAAGGAGACUCUGAUGGUGAUGGUAUACCUGACUAUAAAGAAGAUGCUGAUGGCGAUGGUGUCCCUGACUAUUUAGAUGAUGAUGAUGAUGGUGAUGGCAUCCCGGAUAGUGAAGAAGAGGCUGACACAUGUGAAGGUGAUACUUGUGAGGAUAAAACUGAUGCUGAGCCAGGUCUAAUUUCACAACUAAUGUCAGUGGUAGAGGAACUAAAGGCAAAGAUGCCUCCAUUAAUUGUACUGGAGGAAGAUGAUACAAAGGCAAAAGAAGCUGAUAUUUUUGCAGAUGUCAAAGAAAUCGAACAGCAAGAUCAUGAACAAAAGAUUGAUUUACUCACAGUUCUUGAGCAAGCUUCAACUCACACAUAUAAACAGUUUAUGGACUAUUUCACUACAUCAGAUGAAAAAGAUCGGUAAAUGAGUUUAAAGCAGAAAUAUCAAGUUUUUAAAAUCAUGAGAUGCAUUUAGUAGCAUCUAUGGUAAAUGGAAUUACCAAAUUUUAUUUCGAUUCCUUGCAAGACAUUUGAACAUCUAGGAAACAUAUUUAAAAUCUCUAUAUUGCUGAUUUCAUUUCGUGAAAUAAGAAAGUGAAAACCUUUCAAGAAAUCAAAAUUCAUUUUAAAAAGAUCUUGUCAAAUAUAUUAACAUGUGGCAGGCAAUUAUAUUUGAACCUAAUGAUUCAUCUUCAUAUCAAAGAAGGUAUGAAUGAGGAAUCUUUAUAUAAAGAGAAUAGCUAUGGUAAUGUAACAUGCAUAUAUAUAAAUGUGUGUGUGUGUGUGUAUGUGUGUGUGUUUGUGUGUGUGUGUGUGUAUAUGCUCAUACACACAGUAUAUACACAUAUAAUUAUCAUCGUUAUAUAUAUAUGUAUAUACAUAUGUAUCUCUCUCUCUUUAUAUAAAUAUAUACACAUACAUACAUACAUACACACACAUAUUUAUCUUCAUUAUAUAUAUAUAUGUAUAUAUAUAUAUAUAUAUAAAUACACACACACACACAUAUAUGCAUAUAUAUAUAUAUACAUAUCUUCCAGUAAUGUUUCAUAUUCCACUUUCAUACAUUGCUUGUUAAAAUAUGAAUAGAGCCUUUUUUUUGACAUUGUUUGAAUUGUGUACCAUGCAUUUGUAUUGGCGACUAUUCUGUGUUGUUUAUAUGUCUUGAUGUAUAUUUCCACUUUGUAAAGUGAGUAAUUGAAUUUUUACAAGCCUGUUUGAAAAUGUCCGUGUACCUUCCUGUCUGUCUGGACCAUUUAUCUGUAUGAUAGUGUAUUGUUUUUUUAAUAGUAGGGUAUGUACAUGUAUAUUCAUGCAUGCACAAAUAUAUUUCAAUGUAUCUGCAUGUGUUAUAGAAUUUGUUAAAUCAUUCCUAUGUGCAUUUUUUAAAGGAGAGAGCUUGUUAACCUUUUUUACUACUUAGGUAUGAAAUUGUAUUUGAAGAGGAAAUUGAAAAGUGAAAACAAAAAGGAAAUGGGUGCUCUACAGGAAUUUUAUUACCCCUAUUAAGAUCUCAUUAAGGUGUUUAAAGAAGUACCAACACAUGUCAAGGUAUAAAAAGAUAAAUUCUGUGUGCCUUUCAAUACUUUAGCUUGAUUUUUCAAGGUGGAUAACUUUUCUGAGGAGCAAAAGCUUAAAAAGCAUUUAAUUUCAGAUAAAUUAGCACUUUAUCUAAAGAGUCACCAUUAAAUAACAUAUGGUAUAUUGUUGCAGUCUAAAAUACUUUCCAAUUUUCUAAGUAUAUAAUUAUGUUGUUAUAGUCAUAUCCAUAGAAUCAAUUCUGUUUUGAAUAAUGCAAGAUGUAAUAAUGGCUUCAUACAUAUCUAAUUUCUCCAGGAGUUUCUGCAGACUGACAUAAUUUCACAAUAGAAAUUGUAUUUCUGUGUCCUAGUAACUGUGAUCUGGUGAUGUAAAUUAUUUAUUUUCUUAUUGUUAAUUGACGAAAGAGUGUUACUCAAAAUUCAAACAUAUGAAAAAAAUCAAUUUGUGUCCAUUCUUACAUUGACAAGCAACAUAUGAAGCUGGAACAUUACCUAAAAAGUUAUGUUGCAAAACUAACAGUUGUAGCAUUACAAUGGAAUAUAUGUAACACACACAGAUACUAUAUAUGUGUGUGUGUGUGUGUAUGUGUGUGUGUGUGUAUGUGUGUGUGUGUGUGUGUGUGUGUGUGCACACGUGUGUCUGUCUGUGUGUGUGUACAUAAAUAUUUAAUUAAUUUGGUUGAUUGAAACCAACACCAAUGACUAUUUGUAGUUUCCUUAUGUGAAAAUUUCACAGUUUGUUAGGUCAUCAUGAGGGAAUCAUGGCAUUGGUUUUAGUCUACCAAAUUAAAUAAACAUUCUACUUUACCCUACCCUACUGAGUACUGCUUCUUUACUUCUUUACAACUAUU